CCCACACUAGUCUUAAGUUUGUGAGGCUCCUGCAGCCACAUCAACACGGAUCCUGGCCUCCUGCAGCCACCUCCACAGGGACACUAUGAGCCAGACAGAGAUGUCCACCUGCUCCACUCCGCACACCCAGCGAGUAUUCCAGGAGGCCGUGAGGAAAGGUAACACCAAGGUGCAGAGCCUUCUACAAAACAUGACUAACUGUGAGUUCAACGUCAAUUCCUUUGGGUCCAGAAGGGACAGACAGCACUGCAUCCAGUCUGUUAUAGACGGAAAUCUGAGUUGGUCAAACUGCUUGUCAAGUUUGGGCAGACAUCAGGUAGCCAACAGAGAUGGUUGGAGUGCCCUCACAUAGCAGCGUAUGGGUGGCCACCAGGACAUAGUUCUCUAUCUAAUCACCAAGGCAAAGGUACUCCUCUAGCACCCGGUAAACCCACCCUACAGAUGGACACUUUCCACCAUGGAUGCACAGGACAUAGCCUACCUGUACAGCAGGACAAAGUACUCCAGAGCCCCGAAAACCAUGGACAUUAGACACCGCUUUGGGUAUGGAGGCCAUAGAACAUGGUCUUCUACCCUGUUACCCAGUUUUCAUAUACAGGUAAUACAAACGUAGGAAUGGACUUAGUCCACCUAUAUUUGUAUUUAGGGUCACCAGGAUAUGGGUUCUACCUGAUCACCAAAGUUAAGUACUCUUCCAGCACCAGGUAAUCCAGGCUAUGAGUGGACGCAUUCUAUCUUUAUACGGUGACCCUCUAUAUAGGAUCUCCCAGCACACGGUAACCAACCUAUAUUACAGCCUCUAUGGACACAUUCUACCGAUUCCUAUUUCAAUGGGGGGGAUUUAAAUCCAUAUUGUGAUGUCUUACCAGUAAGAAGCAAAGCUUCCCUUGAUUUGGGGAUUCACCCAUAUUUUUAAUGUGUAUGGCUUCCCCAUUAUUUAGUCCAUAUUUUAUUUUUUAACCUGGGUUUAACCAUUUUCACUUGCGUAAGGAAGUCAUUUUUUUUUUCUUUUAAAGGUACAAUGGGGAUAUUGUGUUUUUCAUGAAAACAA
Molecule: messenger RNA, 1051 nt
Organism: Bombina bombina (fire-bellied toad)
Lineage: Eukaryota; Metazoa; Chordata; Amphibia; Anura; Bombinatoridae
Gene: NRARP
Product: NOTCH regulated ankyrin repeat protein
Source: RefSeq, a predicted model, not a curated record